AUGGCGCCAGAGAAAUUAUUGUUAGAUAAUGAUGAUGAUCGUAACAAUCAUAAUGUAAAAAAAAAGAAAGUUCCAUACGAUUCUAAAUGUGAAAUUUACAGCGUUGGAACAUUGUUAUGGGAGAUCGCUGAAUUGAAAAAACCUCAUUCUGAUCUUAAUAAAGCGGACAUGCUUGUUAGUAUCAGAAAACGGGUUAGUGAAAGGUAUUCUUUACCAUUUUCAAAUGACGUACCUAUUGAAUGGAGAUUUAUAGUAGCUAGAGCUAUGGAAUAUGAACCAUCGUGGCGUCUUAAUAUAUCUGAUAUUUGUCGUGAUUUUUACAACCUCAGUAAAAAAUAUCAACAAAAAUCUCUGUCAUAUGAUUCUUCUAUGUUUAAUUUUGAAUUUAAUGAAUCUGGUUGUUUUGAUGAACCAAUAAUAAUAGAUGAUGAUGAUGAUAGUCCAAGUAAUCAAAAUCAAAAUAUUAUCACAAUUACGAUUCUUUCCGUUGAUGAUGCAAUUCGUGAACAUAAAUCCAAAAAUGGUAACAAACGAUUAGCGUGGGAAAGUUUCAAGCAUCAUUCAUCGACAAGUCUUGAAGCAAAAUAUUGGUUAGGUUAUUAUUACUUUCAUGAUAAAGAAAUUCCCGAAUUACUACAGAUUGAUAAAAGAAUAAGAAUUAAGACCGCAGUGGAAAUAUUUAAAGAAACUGCGGAUAAAGGAAAUCCUUCCGCUCAAUUAAGAUAUGGAAUAUGUUUAUGGCAAGGUGAUGGUGUUAAUGCAAAUUCUUUUGAAGCUCUUAAAUAUUUAAAAAAAGCAGCAGGUUCAGGAAAUUCUGCUGCAAUGUUUAUAAUUGGGAAAGCUUAUUGGAAUGGUGGUAAUGGUGUUGUAAAAGAUAGAAAUCAAGGUGCUGAAUAUUUAAAAAGGGCUGCAUUAAAUAAUCAUCCCAAAGCUAAAGAAAUGUGUAUCGAAAAUAACAUUAAUUAUAAUAUAUAGUAAAAGAAAAAAAAAAAAAUUUUUUUAAUUAUUUUUUAUGAACAUUUUUCUUUUUCUUUUUCU
Rhizophagus irregularis DAOM 181602=DAOM 197198 is the source of this 1038-nucleotide messenger RNA. RefSeq lists its product as uncharacterized. The record is from RefSeq and is a predicted model, not a curated record. Gene Ontology annotation, biological process: protein phosphorylation; cell surface receptor signaling pathway. Gene Ontology annotation, molecular function: ATP binding; protein binding; protein kinase activity. Lineage: Eukaryota; Fungi; Glomeromycota; Glomeromycetes; Glomerales; Glomeraceae. Gene Ontology annotation, cellular component: cytoplasm.